This is a messenger RNA of Scomber scombrus (Atlantic mackerel), 2602 nucleotides long. Its product is annotated as junction plakoglobin-like. Gene Ontology annotation, molecular function: protein phosphatase binding; transcription coactivator activity; alpha-catenin binding. The record is from RefSeq and is a predicted model, not a curated record. The coding region runs from base 159 to 2417 and encodes 752 amino acids. Lineage: Eukaryota; Metazoa; Chordata; Actinopteri; Scombriformes; Scombridae. Gene Ontology annotation, biological process: positive regulation of transcription by RNA polymerase II; cell adhesion. The transcript is spliced from 17 exons. Gene Ontology annotation, cellular component: adherens junction; catenin complex.
GACACAGAGAGGGCACCGAGGCAAGCAAAUCACAGGAGCGGAUCUGAACAGCACGGGCUGUGGAUUUAAGGAGAGGAAAGAGGAGACAUUAAAAGCAACGCUGCUGUCCAGUAAAUAAGGUUAGAGGUCAGUGAAGGCAGUGGUAUCAGUGGACGGAAAUGAUGUCCAUGCAAAUGAGUGAGGCGGAUAGUGUGGUGAAAGUGGCGGAGUGGCAGCAGACCUACUAUGCCUCAGACUCUGGAAUCCAAUCAGGAGCCACCACAGUGCAGGAUGAUGAGAGCAACACUGAGUACAGUGGUAGUAAGAAGUACACUGGCAGUACUACAGCUAAUACUACCACUGUUCCUGCUACUGCCACUUCUGGGGGAGGAGGAGAAACAGCGGCUGGUGGACUAGAGAGCCCCACAGAUUUAGAUUCUCAGUACUCACUGACCCGGGCUCAGCGUGUCAGGGCCGCCAUGUUCCCAGAGACCCUGGUGGAGGGCGAGGCGGCCAUGCCCAUUCAAUCAGAUCCCUCGCAGCAGAGCAACGUUCAACGACUGGCUGAGCCUUCCCAGUUGCUAAAGACAGCCAUCGUCCACCUGAUAAACUAUCAGGACGAUGCUGAGCUGGCCACCAGAGCGUUGCCAGAGCUCACCAAGCUUCUUGCUGAUGAGGAUCCGGUUGUGGUGAACAAAGCAGCCAUGAUAGUCAACCAGCUGACCCGAAAAGAGGCCAGUCGCCGGGUGCUGGUGCAGUCUCCAGCCAUGGUGGGCGCUGUGGUGCGUGCCAUGACGACAGCAGUUGACAUAGAGACAGCUCGCUGUGCAGCCAGUGUGCUCCACAGCCUGUCGCACCAGAGGGAGGGUCUGCUGGCCAUAUUCAAGUCUGGAGGGAUACCAGCGCUGGUCCGCAUGCUGAGUUCGCCAGUGGAAUCAGUUUUAUUUUAUGCUAUCACCACCCUCCACAACCUGUUGCUGCACCAAGAGGGAGCCAAGAUGGCGGUGCGUCUCGCUGAUGGCCUACAGAGGAUGGUUCCCCUACUGAAAAAGAGCAACCCCAAGUUCCUAGCCAUCACUACUGACUGUCUCCAGCUCCUGUCCUAUGGCAACCAGGAGAGCAAGCUAAUCAUACUAGCCAAUGGGGGCCCAGAGGGUCUGGUGUUCAUCACGAGAAACUACAACUAUGAGAAGCUGCUGUGGACCACCAGCCGUGUGCUCAAAGUGCUGUCUGUGUGUCCCAGCAACAAGCCAGCCAUAGUAGAGGCUGGUGGUAUGCAGGCUUUGGGUCAGCACCUCACGGGUUCCAGUCAGCGUUUGAUCCAAAACUGUCUGUGGACACUCCGUAACCUGUCAGAUGCUGCAACCAAACAGGAGGGGUUAGAUGGUCUUCUGCAGAUACUGGUAACUCAGUUGGGCUCAGAUGAUGUCAACAUGUUGACCUGCGCCACUGGCAUCCUGUCCAACCUAACCUGUAACAACUCACGAAACAAGACUCUGGUGACUCAGUAUGGUGGUGUGGAGGCAUUGAUCCAUGCUGUGCUUCGUGCUGGGGAAAAGGAGGAUGUUGCUGAGCCAGCGGUCUGUGCCUUGCGUCACCUCACAUCCCGCCAUCAGGACGCUGAGCUGGCCCAGAAUGCUGUGCGGCUGCACUAUGGUAUCCCUGCGGUUGUUAAACUGCUGGGACAGCCACACUACUGGCCUGUAGUAAAGGCUACAGUUGGCCUGAUCCGGAACCUUGCACUGUGCCCGGCCAAUCAGGCACCACUGAGGGAGGCAGGUGCUAUUCCACGUUUGGUCAACCUGCUGCUGAAGGCUCACCAGGACACGCAAAGACACGCCUCCUCUGCUCAGCAGACAUACCAGGAUGGUGUUCGUAUGGAGGAAAUAGUUGAAGGCUGCACAGGGGCACUUCACAUUCUGGCCAGAGACCCCAUAAACAGAGGAGAGAUUGCCAGCAUGCAGACCAUACCACUGUUUGUGCAGCUGCUGUACUCAUAUGUGGAGAAUGUGAAGCGAGUGUCAGCGGGCGUCCUGUGUGAGCUGGCCCUGGACAAACAGUCUGCCGAACUCAUCGAUGCAGAGGGAGCAUCAGCACCACUCAUGGAACUACUCCACUCCAACAACGAGGGAAUUGCCACCUACGCUGCAGCAGUACUAUUCCGAAUUUCAGAAGAUAAGAGUUCAGACUACAGGAAGAGAGUGUCAGUGGAGCUUACACAUUCACUCUUCAAACACGACCCUGCUGCCUGGGAAAUGGCUCAUACUGCAGUUCCAUUGGAGCCCACAUAUCUUGCUGAUGAGUUAGAUGGUUCUUACCCCCCCUAUGGCUAUGCUGACUUGCCUCUGGACACCCUGCCACUAGACCCUGACCUCCAUGAGCCCUACAUCCCCAACAUGACCUAUGACCCAAGACAGGCUUACCCUGAACCACUCUAACAGGAGCAUAAACCAGAAAUGAUGGAAGAGAAACAGCUAGCGAGCAAAUCACAGAAAGAAUAUCUUGGAAGAAUGGAUGGAGGAAGAAAUAGAUUGAAGUUUUCAAUCACAAGUUGAAUCAGCCCUUUCCAACAGAUCGAAAAUGUUCUAUUUGGCAAUCAAGAACCAUCAGAAGAGGUUGCUUA